AUGAUUCAUUUUGAAUUUGAUUUGAGUCCAUCUGAUAUAACAAGUCCACAUCCAUUCGGUAUGGCGUUAUUAUGUUUACAUUUAUUUUGUCAGUUGCCGGAUUAUUUACCGAGACAAACAAUAAAUUUUACAGGUCUUUUAAAUUCUACAACUAAACGUCAAUUAUUAUUUACCAAUACAAGUUCUCAAAUGUUAACAUAUUAUUGUGUAAUAAUUGGUCCGAACGCAAAUGAUUUCAAUUGCUCUAUUAUAAAUACAUCGAAUAAAAUUACAAAACGCGAAAACAAUAAAACAAAUUCAAAGAAAUUGGAUGUUAAUGAAUUAAAACGUUUAACGAGUGAUAAUUACAUAAAGCUCAAUGAUACUAAUAAUACUGACAAGUUGUAUAAUGAUGUUAAAGAAAUGAAAAUGAUUAUACCACAGAAAGGAAAAUUACAAAUAUGUCUUGAAUAUAAAUCACGUUUUCUUAAAUUAACAGAAGCUGUAUUUUUAGCAGUUUCACAACGUCAAAAUGAAUUACAAGGUAAAACUGUAUCAUUUAUACUUUCUGGAAUUGUAGGUGGACUUGAUACAUUACCAACUAAAAUCAUUAAAUCACCUUGUUACCAAAUGGCAGAAUUUAAAAUACCAAUUAUAAAUCCAUACAAAUUAAGUGGUACAUUUAAUAUUAAAAUAAUUGAAAGUUGUAAUGAUUUAUUCAAUGCACUAUGCCAAACACAAGGUUUAAAUGGAAAGAAAAAAGAAUUUACUUCAGGUAAUUUAUUAUCUACUGGAACAUACUCUGCGACAGAAAGCUCAUUGGAUCAAUCAUCAUCAGAUAAUAGUCAAUUACCACCAGAAAUCAUGAAAGAAUACUAUCAAAGAAAUCAAUAUCAAUCAUUUCAUUGUCGUGAAAAUAUCAUUAAUCUACGUGGAACUACCAAUGAUAAUUGGACAGAUUCACAUGUUAUAAAACAAUCAGAUAACAAAGUGAAAAUUAGGCAAAAACAACAACAACAACAAACAACUGAUGAAAAACAAAAUAUCAAAGAAUUAUCAAUUAUUUAUUUGCCAUUAGGAUGGGUACAAGAGAAUGUUGUUUAUUAUUAUCAAAUGAAAAAAUUGGUGAAUUUGUUAUCCUCUUUUGGACGAUCAGGUGAUCCAAAUGUUAUAUAUUUCCGGUGUCCAAUAAACUGUGAAAUAAAAGAAACAUUAUGGUUACCAGUAAAAAAUGAUUUACGUCGGACAGCACUGUUAAAUGCUAUUCAUAUUCGACUUGCACCAUCAGAAUUAAAGCGUCGUCAACUAGCAAAUACACUUGAAUCAGAUGAAUUACUUGAGUUGGCUAAUAAGAGAUUAAUAUUACAUAAUUUUGAUCAAAAUUCAUCGGACAAAAAGUUAAAACUUCAGAAAAGAUUACAUAUAUCUCGAUAUCUGAUAUAUAGUGUAGAAAUUGAUUCAAAUAUGAUCAAAGUCCCACCAAAAAUACAUGUGCCAAUAUCUGUGGAUUUAGAUUCUGAUGAAACAUUUCCUCUUCCUCUCAAAAUCUUUGCUGAUAAACCCGGUUUAACUUCAGCUAAACUGGUAAUUCAAGGUCCAGAUGAUAUACGACUCUAUCGUAUUGAAUGUGUAGCUUUACCUGGUAAUGAAAAAAUGGUUUUGACUUUCACAUCACCACUAAAUCAUCCAAUUACUCAACCAAUACCGAUUGUCAAUAAAACAGCAUAUGAUUGGGAACUAUCUUCGCAGUUUAUUGGUAAUCCAAUAUGGUUUACUGGGCCAUCCAUCAUAAAUGUCCCAUCGAAUACAACAGUUCAAUAUUCUAUAACAUAUUUACCUAGAAGAGAAGCCGAAAGUCAAACUAAACUUGUUCUUCGAAAUAUAACUGAUGGCAGUCAAUUAGAAUAUCAAUUAAAUGGGAUUGUAUUGAAACCACUAUCACUUGGAAAAAUUAAUCUCGAAUUUACAAUUAAUACUUGUGAUAUAAAUGAUGAAAUAUGCAAAGUUUCGAAACAAUCACAUUUACAAACUUUCACGCUGAAAGUUCCCAACUCAACUUCAAUAAUGCAGUGUUUCCGACUGCAAACAAAUUUACCUAAAGGUCUUAUUGAAUGGAUACCAAACAAUCAGAAAUAUAUGAAUCGUAUUGAAGUUAUGUCUGGUCGCACCGAUGAAUGUAAAUUUCAAGUUUCUGUGUCAAGACGAGGAUCUUUUCGCGGUGUUAUAGUGUUUGUUGCAGAUACUCCGAGGAAUAAUUCGGAUAGUGAUGAUGAAAAUGAUGAAGAAGUGUCACCAAAGGUUAAGGAUAAUCAAACUAGUGAAGCAUCAAAAACAAUAAGUGAAUUGGAUGAAAAUUCGAAUCCAGUUUAUCGACUUUGGUAUGAAGUAGAAAUUAAUAUUAAACCAGGCCCACCUAUUAAACAAAUUGAAAUUAUCUGUCCAUGUCUUAGUUCCAAAACAGUUGAAUUACCAUUUACUAUACAAUCAGAAUUAUUUAAAAAUAAUCAAACAAUUGAAUUUGAUGUAAUUAUUGAAGAUAAAUGUUUAAUUGGUCCGAAAACACAUUGUGUAACUUCUGUUGACAAUUCUGGAAAACUUUCAUCAAUUUAUCAACUGAAUUGUAUUCCAUCUAUUAUUGGAACUAGUAAUUCAACUGUCAUUUUUUACAAUUCAAGCUGUGGGGAAUUUUGGAUUGAAUUAAUAAUAAAAGCCAUCAAACCAGAAGCUGUCAACGUACCAAUUAUAGAAGCUGAAUUAGGAAGCUCAAAAAUCACUAAAAUAUUAUUAGAUAAUCCUACAGAAGAGCUGUACAUUUUAAAACCAAAAAUAUUUAAUUCAGAUGUUUUCAAAUUACAAUUAUCAACAUCAGCUAAACAACUUGCUUGUUUAUCACCAUCAAUAACUACAGAAUUAGAUGAACAACAUCAUUCGCACUUACAAAUGUCAACAUUAUGUCAAUAUUCUGAUAAUGAUAUAUUAGAUAUAAAUGAAAUGGAAAAUAAUUCUUCACGUAUGUUAUUAACAAAUCGAAGUAUCGGUUUACAUACUACAGAAAAAAUAAUUAAAUUAAAACCAAAAUCUAAAUUAUAUCUUGGAUUGAAUUCACUCCAUGUGCUAUUGUUAACAGAAUGGUGUUUUAAUUUGCAUGGUAAUGGUGUUGCACCACAACCAAGAGAUCCUGUCAGCGUAUCAGUUAUGAUUGGUUCAGCCACCACAUUAAUAGUGCCAAUUACAAAUCCGUUCAAAUAUGACACUGUAUUGGAUAUAAGUUUAUGUGAAACCACUUUAUCUGGUCUAUUCAAGCAUUUGGAAGACACACGUAAUUCUAUACUUAAAAAUCAGUCGGACAAUAAAUCAAUCAACUCAUCUUCAGUUGAUAAUCAUAACAAUAACAAUGAAGAGUUCAGUGAUCAACUAAUGGAACCAAAUGAAUGUAAUUGUGAUGAAAAUAAUCAACCGUAUAGUAAGAGUUUAUCAACGAAUCCAGGCAAUAUAAAUAUCUAUUCAGCUUUUCAACUUUUAAUAAAAGAGAAAAAAAAUAUACGUCUGUCAAGUAAAACAGUUUUUGAUAUACCUAUAUCAUUCGCUCCGCUGGAAAUGAGAGAAUAUGAAGCACUUUGCACAGUUAUUAUGCAUAAGUCAAAUUCUGGUAAAUGUGAAUCAAGUAAAUCAAUAAAGUCAUCAUCUUCUUCCUCUUCUGUACGUUGGCUAAUUCCAAUUAAAGGUAUUCCUGAAAUGAAAUCAUUAUCAUAUCCAUCUUCUAAAGAAUUUCCCAUAUCAUAUAAUCCAUAUCAUAAUAAUAAUAAUACUACAUCAUCAAUAAUUAUUAAUGGAACUGUACGAUCAAAAUCAUAUUUUAUUAUAACAUUAAAAUUAUUAAAUACAUUUAUAUAUACAGAAAGUCAUUUAACACAUAAUGAAAAUAUAAAAGAUAUUGAAAUACAAAUUAUACAAUCAGAAGAAGAUAAAAAGUUAUUUCAUGAAAAAAUGUUUAAUAAUAAAAUUAAUGAAUCAUUAUUAUCAUUAUGUAAUCAAUAUUCAAUAUGGGAUAAUAUAAAAAUCAAUAAUUUAGAAUGGAUAAUAAAACCAAUUAUUAAAAAAACUAAUGAACAAUUAAUUAAAUUAAUUGAUUUAAAUAAAAUUUUAACUAAUUCAUUAAUAAUUAAAUUAUUUCAAAUAAAAAAAUUGGAUGAUUUAGAAAUAACAGAAAUUAAAUUAGGUAUGAUAUUUUCACCGAUGCUUUCAUUUAAGUGCAGCGCAGAUUUAAUGAUAAAAACGUCUCUAGGAGCGAUUUGGAAAUUUGGACUAAUUUUUAAAGCAAAAGAUCCUCCAAUUGAUGAUGUAAUUUAUAUUCCUCAUAGAGGUAUUGGUCGUCCAGUUAAAGUUCAGUUGCAUUUAACUAGUCAAACCAAUGAACCAUUAAAAUUCAUCGCAAGUUUAUACCCUAAAAAUCAAACAGAAUACACCAUUGAACCUGAAGAAGGAAUUUUACAACCAAUGAAUAAAGAUAAUGAAGCCAAUAUAACAAAUUCACCAUUGAUUAUAACAUUUACACCAAAUUCAUAUGGAAAACCAAUAAUUGCUCAAUUAAUAAUACAGACAGCCAGAAUGGAGUGGCACUAUGAACUCGUAGGACACAUCCCAGUCUACAAACCACCAAAUGGAAAACCACAUCCAUCAACAUUCGCCAAUCGAAUGCUGAAAACAACCAAUUCGAAAUAACCUGUCGCAAUUGAAAUAGGAAACAAUACAAAUUAAAACUCAAUAUACUUUAAAAAUAAUUCUAUGCAUUCUGAACAGAACAAUAAAUAUAUAAGCAGACUUUUAUC
Molecule: messenger RNA, 4808 nt
Organism: Schistosoma mattheei
Lineage: Eukaryota; Metazoa; Platyhelminthes; Trematoda; Strigeidida; Schistosomatidae
Source: the annotation of a GenBank genome assembly